CUGCAGUUCGACCUCAAUUAACAGUUGUCUCAAGUGGAUUUGCCUUAAAAUGCUGAUCAUAUUUUGUGCAGUUCUCGUGUUCACAAUCGGGCGAUGCACAGACGACCAAGGCUUUGUGACAAAGACUGUUUGUGUUGGAGAAGAUGUGACUCUGACAUGUAGCCGCCAGUCUGGAUUAGCAGGUGUCUUACUUUGGAUGAGAGUUGUACCUGGAAACGUCCCUGAAAUCUUAGGAGCAACUUAUACUUUUGAUAGUGCAAUUGUUAAUAAGGCUCCUCGCAUUACAACCAAACAGGAGCCUGGAAUAUUUGUUCUACAUAUUACCCAGACAGAGUUGAGUGAUGCUGCAUUAUACUACUGCCAACAAGUGGUUGAACUAAAGACGACAUUUCUGAAUAAAACCUUACUGAGAGUCAACGGACCUGAACCUGAUAUCACUGCCGUCACUCAAGACCUACCAUCUGAUCCAGUCCGUCCAGGAGACUCAGUGACUCUGCAGUGUUCAGUCCUCUCUGACUCCUAUAACAAAACAUGUCCCGGAGAUCACACUGUGUUCUGGUUCAAAGCUGGAUCUCAUGAAUCUCAUCCCAACGUCUUUUAUGCUCAUGGAAACAGUGAGUGUGAGAAGAGUCCUGACGCUGGAUCUCCACAGAAAUGUAUCUACAGCUUCUCUAAGAACGUCAGCUCCUCUGAUGCCGGGACUUAUUACUGUGCUGUGGCCACAUGUGGAGAGAUAUUAUUUGGAAAUGGUACAAAACUGGACAUUCAAGCCUCCAACAUGUCGCCUGGUGAUUGUCACACAGUCAAAACAGUUCUGUGUCUGUCGUGUGCUGCUUUGGCUAUAAGUUUGUGUGUUAUAGCCUUUCUGAUUUACACCAUCAAGACAAAGAAGUGCAAUUGUUGUAAUGCUGCUCCUGUCCUGCAAACAAAUGCUGCAACAACCACAGAUGAUCAACAAAGUCAGCAGGCAGAUGAAGACUCAUUGGUUUAUUCAGUGCCAAACUUCACCAGAGUGAAUCGGAGUGGCAGGAGUAAAAAAAAAGAUGCCACUGCAGUUGAGGAAGAGAGCAUCUACACUGAUGUCAGGGUCUUAAAAAAGGAACAGCGAAAUGUACACUAGGGGUGGGAGAAAAAAGUCGAUUCUCAGGUGCAUCACAAUGCAGAUGUGGACGAUUUGGCAUCAAUUCACAAAUUUCAAUUGAUUAUUCAAAUGUUUAUUAAUAACGUGAUGUUGAUGGAAUGAAAGAGGCAGAGCUCUACCACAAGAGCAGUGCAGGAGCCAGACAGUCUACAGUGCAGACACGCUAGAGUUAAUGUGCAAUUAACUUUCACAGAAGGCAGUGGUUGCAAGUUUGUUUAAUGUCUAAAUAAUUAUAUUUGCGAGGCAAACGUGAAGUAGUUGUAAGUUGGCGGUAAUGGAGCAGAGCAGCGAUCAGCAUGUAAACAAACAAGACUUGCUGACCAACACAUGCUGCAGCAUUGCACAUAUAAAACUCCCGGCCCCUUCAGCAUCUUGGCUUUUCCUGGAGCUAAUGUGCAGCGGAGAGGCUUCUCUCUGCCACUGGAGAUAUUAAAACAACACAUGGGAGCAAGCCACUGUCCCUUUGCUUUGUUACUCUCAUACAGACAGGAGACUGUAAGGUGUUUUCAUAUUAAUUAAUUCUUUAAUUAAUUAAUUAAUUAAUUAAUUAAUUAAUGCAGUUAACUUUUUAAAAUAAAAAGGCUGCAGACCAUCUCCCAUUCAAUAGUACGUAGUAAUUUCAUAUUUCUGGUGAAAUAUUACAGUUUGUAAACAAUGGACACUAAGCCAGCAUAAAUAGUGUGGAUACAAUCCGAAUGUCACUCUCUGUUAUAAAAGCCAGGGUAUGGAAGCAUUUUGGCUUCUGUUAAGUUGAAUGGAAAAGAAACCUGGAAAAGAACCAGACUGUAUGCAAGCAAAUUAAUCUGUUUAAUUAUGGUUCACAUCCAAUACAGUAUGCUGUGUUUUAGCAAAGUAGAAAGUAGUCACACGUUGAGGACAAUAAUACAGUGAUCAAGAAUGCUGAUGCAUUGUGAUUAGGAUUAUGAUGAGGUGCCUGCAGAUUGCUACGGUAAAUGAACACAAAGGUCCUAACUGAUGUUUGUUUAAUCCUUGAAUUGUCCUCCAUGUGGAGAUAAUAGCAACAUGUUAUGUGGCAAAUGUUUUCUCUUACAGCACAUGUAGACCAGAUCUUUAUAUCUUUUGACUUUUAUUUUAUUUCUGUUUUAUCUUAUAGUUUAGAUCAAUGAUGAUGUAAUGUAUCUAUGAUAGGCCUACUGAUGUUUUUUUGUUUUUUUUGGCAAGUUCAGUGUUAAAUGUGAGUAAAAACUUUAAGCUAUUAAGUGGAAAUUUUAUAUUAAAGCUUCCUCUGUUACAAAAAGCAAAAUGAGAACAUUCUUGGA
This is a messenger RNA of Epinephelus fuscoguttatus (brown-marbled grouper), 2421 nucleotides long. Its product is annotated as signal-regulatory protein beta-2-like. The coding region runs from base 50 to 1120 and encodes 356 amino acids. NCBI's taxonomy places the organism in Eukaryota, Metazoa, Chordata, Actinopteri, Perciformes, Serranidae. Gene Ontology annotation, biological process: response to bacterium. The transcript has 6 exons. The record is from RefSeq and is a predicted model, not a curated record.